Molecule: messenger RNA, 1264 nt
Organism: Daphnia magna
Lineage: Eukaryota; Metazoa; Arthropoda; Branchiopoda; Diplostraca; Daphniidae
Product: inhibitor of growth protein 1
Exons: 6
Coding region: 120-1091 (323 amino acids)
Biological process (GO): positive regulation of DNA-templated transcription
Cellular component (GO): nucleus
Source: RefSeq, a predicted model, not a curated record
ACCUUCACUUUAUCAACGCACAGUCAACAAAAACGUUUUAAGGCAUCAACUCUUCAACUGCGUUAAAUCAACUAAGAAGCUUCUUGCUUCGAAAUUCCCUUUCGUUCCUUUUGGUCAAGAUGCUUAACCAAGUUGCAGUGGAGGCCCUCUAUUCGGCCACAUACUUGGAGAACUAUCUUGAUAGUGUUGAGAAUCUCCCCAACGAUUUACAACGACAUAUUUCUAGAAUGAGACAGCUCGACGUCGACUUCCAAGCCAUUCUGCGGGACAUUGAGCACUACAGCGACGCUAUCCAAAAGGGUCCAGAGGCGCAAGAAAAUCAAGUAGAUUCUGGAGAUGAAAAACCAAGUGGAUCUGGUUUGACAGCCUCUACUGGUGCAAGUGCAGGUCACUGGAGAAAACGUCUCUUACAAAAAGUGCAAUCUGCUCUCAUUUCUUCACUAGAAAUAGGGGAUGAAAAACUACAGUUGGUGCAAACAAUGCAAGAUGUGGUUGAAAACAAAUCAAGGCAACUGGAAACUGAUUGCAAAGCUUUAGUUGUUACAGAGUUUAGCAAAGACAGAGAAUCAACUGACUGUCCAAAGGAUCAUACUCCAAACAGUCGGGAGGUGAGUUCAGCAACUGGAGGAAAUGCAGGCAAUACAGGAGAAAGAACCAAAAGAGCAAGAAGAGCACGCCCAGAUGACCGUGAUUCUCCAGUUCCCACUACACCAGUAAAUGUUGGUCCUUCUCAGAGGAAGACGUCGAAUGCGACAAAUUCAGCUACUGCAUCAACUGGAGCUAAAAAGAAGAAACGUCGUUCGGGAAGAGAGAAGGAAAGAAGUGCUUCACCUCAAGAAAUUCCUAUUGAUCCGGACGAGCCGACAUAUUGUCUUUGCGAUCAGGUUUCAUUUGGUGAGAUGAUUGGCUGCGAUAAUGAUCUGUGCCCUAUAGAAUGGUUUCAUUUUUCGUGCGUUCAACUCACAACAAAACCGAAAGGCAAAUGGUAUUGUCCGCGCUGUAGAGGUGACCGACCUACCGUUAUGAAACCUAAAGCUCAAUUUCUUAAGGAACUUGAACGGUACAACAAAGAAAAAGAGGAAAAGGCUUAAAAUGUGUUUUUUGUGUGUAUGUGUCACUCUUAUCUCUACCAUUUCGUUUUCUUAUCACUUGUGUAUGUAUAAAUCAGAAAAAAAGACUGCCUCCUUGUUAUAUGUAGGUAAAUUUUUUUUUUUUUUUUACAAAUUGUAUUCCGUCAAAGUUUAAAUAAAGACGCUCUACUUUC